Molecule: messenger RNA, 3309 nt
Organism: Jaculus jaculus (lesser Egyptian jerboa)
Lineage: Eukaryota; Metazoa; Chordata; Mammalia; Rodentia; Dipodidae
Gene: Ankrd40
Product: ankyrin repeat domain 40
Exons: 5
Coding region: 18-1118 (366 amino acids)
Molecular function (GO): protein binding
Source: RefSeq, a predicted model, not a curated record
CCGGGGCCCAGGGGAAGAUGAGCGUCCUCCUAGAGCAGAAGGAGCAGCAGGAGAGGCUGCGGGAGGCCGCCGCCUUGGGGGACAUUCGGGAGGUGCAGAAACUGGUGGAGAGCGGGGUGGAUGUGAACUCCCAAAAUGAGGUCAACGGCUGGACCUGUUUACAUUGGGCAUGUAAACGCAACCAUGGACAGGUGGUCUCCUACCUGCUAAAAUCAGGAGCUGACAAAGAUAUUCUUACCACAAAAGGAGAAAUGCCAGGAGAAUUAACAUCAAGGAGAGAAAUCAGGAAGAUUAUGGGAAUGGAAGAAGAUGACAAUGACGAUGACACCCUACCCCAGAUGAAGAAAGAGUCAGAACUGCCCUUUGUUCCCAACUAUUUGGCCAACCCAGCCUUCCCUUUUAUCUAUACCCCCACAGUAGAAGAUUCAGCUCAAGUACAGAAUGGAGGCCCCGCCACACCUCCCACAUCACCCCCGGUAGAAGGCUCCCCUCCGUUGCUCCCUGCUGGAGAACCUUCCCCCUUGCUAGGGCCCUUGUCUAGAGAUCGUACUUCUUUGGCACUAGUUCAGAAUGGUGAUCUGUCUGCUCCCUCUGCCAUACUCCGAGCACCAGAAAGCACAAAACCGGGUCCUGUGUGUCAGCCACCGGUGAGUCAGAGCCGUUCCCUGUUCUCUUCAGUCCCAUCCAAGCCACCAGUAUCUUUGGAGCCUCAAAAUGGGACAUAUGCAGGACCAGCGCCAGCAUUCCAGCCUUUUUUCUUCACUGGAGCAUUUCCAUUUAAUAUGCAAGAACUAGUACUCAAAGUGAGGAUUCAGAACCCAUCUAUUCGAGAAAAUGAUUUCAUUGAAAUUGAACUGGACAGACAGGAGCUCACCUACCAAGAAUUGCUCAGAGUGAGCUGCUGUGAGCUGGGUGUCAAUCCAGACCAAGUGGAGAAGAUCAGAAAGCUCCCCAACACACUGUUAAGAAAGGACAAAGAUGUUGCUCGACUCCAAGACUUCCAGGAGCUGGAACUGGUUCUAAUGAUAAGUGAAAAUAAUUUUCUCUUCAGAAAUGCUGCAUCUACACUGACUGAAAGGCCUUGCUACAACAGGAGAGCUUCAAAAUUGACAUACUAAUGAAGCAGGGACUUUAUCACUGAGUAUUAUGAUGGUGUGUGUCACCUCUGGGCCAAGGAAAAGCCAUCGAUCCAGAAGCCUUGGAUGCCCAUGAGGGCCCCUGGUGCCACUGCAUUGUGUUCACUAACAUCAUCCUGCCAAAGCAGGAGUCCCUGACCCCCAGCCGCGGGGCCACUCUUCUAAGCCUCUUGGUGCACAAUAAGCCUAUCGCUGCAUCUUUGAACAGCUGAGAAGUAGUCUGGAGAGGCAGGAGCCAGAGGUUUUGUAUCCAGUGUUUUUUUGUGCAGAACGUAGAGAGUUGUUGAAGCAGAAGCUGAGAGAGAAUGGACCUAUUUCUAGCCACUCCUGUUGACAGUGCGCCUGAAGGGCUACAUGAGCUGUUCUUGGUGUUGCAUGCCCAUGAUGCUCCUAAAUUGCAAACUGACUAGAGAGGAAGACUGGGGAAAGCACAGGUACUGGACAAAGGAAUUUUGAUGUGACUUGUGGCUGUGAGGUUUCAUAUAAUAUAUUUAUAAAUGUUACUCAGGUUAAAAGUAUUUAAGAACACAGUUACCUAAUUGUAAAUAGGCUGUUAACCAAAAGAGCUUCCCCUGCCCCACUUUUCUUUGUGAACACUCAAGACUGUGACUGUCUUGGACAGUCAUCUCUGCAUUUCCUCCCUUUCACAGUCACUAGAGGGCUCUCUGAUACUUUCUAAAAGAGCCACGGCGUUUCUACUCUGAGGCCUGCAGUUUCUGUCAUCCGUAUGUUUAAUGCACCAUUCAAGAAGAGCACAAAUAUUGCUGGUCUAUGUUCUCCACUCUUAUUUCCCACCGGAAAUGAAAAGCAAUUUUUGAGCCUGAAUCUGUUUCUGUUUUAAAGGUUAUUGUGGGGAAUUGAACUAAAGGAGUUAGCAUCUUUAUUUUUAUAUCAAAGAAAAAGGUUAUUUUGAAAUUAUUAGGAUUUUUACAUAACUCUGAAAUCUGUUGCUUUCGUAAACAAAUAGUUUGCUCUGAGGAAUCCCCCUCACUACCAUCACCAGUACUCAGUAAAGUCAGUUGUGGGUCUACCAGACAUAAACAAAACAGCACCUGAGUAAACUCUUGAGCAUAGCAUAAGAAUUUUUUUUUCAAGAGUGCGUUCAGGGAGUCUUUCCCUUUCUUCAGCAUCAUUAAAGUUAUGAAAAAAGCCUCUCAUUGAAACAAACAGCUUAACUUUAGAAAUAGGAUCCCGCCACGGAGACAAACAGGAGAGCAGGGGUUGAAGCCAGCUGUUGAAAAGCAUCCCUGCUGUCUUAAGCUUUCUCCCCAUAGUGCCUAUAGUUUCCAAAGAAACUUACUCCUGACUGUAUUAACUUCAUCUCAUUAGAACACUGCAAUUAAGUGAGAACAUGCCGAAGAUGUCAGUGGAAGAGAAGCUUGUGCUAAGAUAAUGGCCUCCUGCUGCUGCCUGAAUGAUGCAGUGAGGUUGAGGUGUUCUUCAAGGCCAACUUCAUGGAGCCACUCUGUUUAGUGACUUAAUUGUAACCCCCUUGUUACAGCUGGUGACUUACUCACCCUUGUAGAGUGUUUGCAUAGCAGAGUGAAGACUGCUUAUCACCCUUUCUCCCAAGUGCUUUAAAGAGGAAAUCUCCCUUGUGUUUCAACCAAUCAGAAACUACUUUAUCUAGAUGUUCUUUUUCUUUGAAAAAACUUACAGUUUACUGAUACAAUUAAGUGUGGUUCUGUCCUGGAAGAAAUAAAUUCAGUAUUAAUUCAUGUCUAAAUUACUAGGGUUCAAAUUAACUCAGCCACCCCAAUUGAUGACUCUCAGAAGUAGUGGAGGCUCUGGCUGGGAGGUGGGCUGCAAAGACAUGCUCUAGGCCAGUUAGAGGCUCUGCAAAGAGGGGUCAAGGGCUUUGAGGGUCCCGCUACUUGCUAAAGUCCUCUGUGGUCAGUGCGUCUGGAAGUGAGCUGAGACUGCACAGUUGCUUUUAGGUGAGUUUAAAGUCUUAAUCUAUGCAUUCAGAGAAAUAUUUUUAUAUGCUUUGUGUAAUUUAUAACAAGAAUUUUUUUUAGCUUUGUUAACUGUGAAUCCACCUCUCCUCCCCCACUGCAUAUUUAAAGCAUGUGUUCACACCGUGUGUAAACAUUCACAGAACAUCCUUUCCUUUGUGUGUUGCUGACUCUUCCAGCAUAACAGGUAUCAUUAAAAUUAAAUAGUAACUGACAAA